This is a messenger RNA of Drosophila grimshawi, 719 nucleotides long. RefSeq lists its product as uncharacterized. Bases 16 to 660 code for a protein of 214 amino acids. The transcript has a single exon. NCBI's taxonomy places the organism in Eukaryota, Metazoa, Arthropoda, Insecta, Diptera, Drosophilidae. The record is from RefSeq and is a predicted model, not a curated record.
CAAUCAGUGUUCGAUAUGUGGCACGAGCAGACGGAAGUCGAAGCGCUCGACGAGAUCUAUAAGCUGACGGCGGGAGCAGCAGGGCAGCGAAACUGGCGCAAACUGCUUACAUUGGGCGACACACUGGACAAGCAGCUGAAACGCAAAUUGCUCUGGAUUUGGCCCACAGCGCUGGACUUGAGGAAAUGCAACGAAAUGCUGCUGGAGUUUGGGAUACAUCAGGUGUUGAGCAUUGGUUGCGGCAGUGGACUGCUCGAGUGGCUACUGGCAGCAGCUGGUGAGCAGAAAUUACACAUCUAUGGCCUGGAAAGGGAUCCCAGCUGGUGGCGUAGCAAUUAUGCCAUGCGCAGUUUUAUUCCCCUCAACUAUGUGGAGGACGCCAACUCCCAAUUGGAUGCACAAUUCCUUAGCAGCUGCUGCUCUCAAUCGCCGCCAGGUGCCCUGCUCUUCUGCUACUUCAAUAAUCGUGGCGCCUUUGAGGAAUACCUGAGCGCAUUUAGGGGCAAGUGGCUGAUAUUGAUAGGUCCAGAACCCAGUUUGGGCAUCCACACCGAUCCCAAUCCGUUGGAACCGCAGCUCUCCACUGAAAAAUGGGCGUUACGCAAGCUUAUCAACUGGACCGAGCACAAUCUGGUAGCAUUCUAUGAGAGAUUAACAUAAGCUAGCCAAUUAGAUAUAUACUUUUAAUUGUUAUAAUUAGAAUAUGAAUACAAAUAUGC